Sardina pilchardus (European sardine) is the source of this 742-nucleotide messenger RNA. RefSeq names its product doublecortin domain-containing protein 2-like. NCBI's taxonomy places the organism in Eukaryota, Metazoa, Chordata, Actinopteri, Clupeiformes, Clupeidae. The record is from RefSeq and is a predicted model, not a curated record. Gene Ontology annotation, cellular component: kinocilium; microtubule; axoneme. Gene Ontology annotation, biological process: intracellular signal transduction; regulation of cilium assembly; cilium assembly. The transcript has 5 exons. The coding region runs from base 38 to 742 and encodes 234 amino acids.
GUGAGCUCUCGUCGGUCUCUUAUCUCUCUGCUUCACGAUGAGCGCAGAGAGGCCAAAUUUCUUGUCGCAGCCCGUUGUAAAGAACAUUUUUGUCUAUCGAAACGGAGAUCCGUAUUACGAAGCACGGCGUUUGGUGAUAAACGAGAAGAGGGUGUCCAACUUUGAGACGUUUCUGCGAGAGGUGACAGGGGGGGUGAAACCUCCGUUCGGAGCGGUGAGGAACAUUUAUACUCCUAAAGACGGGCAUCGGGUGGCUUCGCUGGAACACCUCCAGAGCGGUGAACAGUAUGUGGCGGCUGGCAGAGAGAAGUUUAAGAGACUGGAUUACUUGCAGAUUGCAGCCAGGAAAAAACGAAUGCAGCAAAUCAAUGGUCUGGUCAAGCCAGUGCCUCAGAGUCGCAUCAUUGUGUCUGCACGCUUUCUCAAGCCCAUCAAAGAGCCAUGCGCCAUUUUUGUGAUAGCGAAUGGAGACCUGCUGAACCCCGCUGUGAGGCUCCUGAUCCCGCACAGGAUUGUGGGACAGUAUGAGCGAAUCCUGGAGAUGAUCACUGAGAAGAUAGGCCAGAGGAUCCUGGGGGGGGUCCGCAGCAUGUACACACUGAGUGGGACUCAGCUCACAGAUGGAAAGGAGCUGGAGGCUGGGCAGCUGUACAUUGCUGUCGGCCGCGAGAAGUUCAAGAAGCUUCCGUACGAUGACCUCCUUUUCAGUAAACCCACGGGGAUCAAGAGAGUCUUUGGGUAA